GGCUUCGCUUGCAAAUUGCUGUUUGUUUUUCUUAAAUCUUAGGUUCAAUGGCGAUACCUAUUUUGUAACGUUCAAAUUCAGACUCCAUCCACAGAAAAUACCAUACCAUAUUGCAAUAUACAAAAACCAAUCCUCUUCCCUAUCCUCUCCCGCCGCCGUCGCAGUCGCAGUCGCCGUCGCCGCCGUCGCCUGAAAAUAAAACAAACCCUUAUUCCUCCUUAUUUUUUUAUAUUUAUAGAUUCUCUCCAAUCUCCAUUUACUUCACAUCGCCACUCUCCCUCUGAUUGGAUCAGUUUGUGCUCUGUGCCCUAGACUUAGAUCUCUCUCUCUUACAUACGCAUACUAUAAUUAGCCACAACUACCUGCGCGGGGACGUGCGUACGGAUCCCUCUCGGCAUCGGCGCUCAGUCCUCCGAUCUCCUUCCGCCGCCCGAUCGACCAGGAUCGUCGGCGAGCUGAUUAAAUCGAGCGGUGGGAGAAGACAGAACAUUUUCGUUAGUUUUCCUGUAAUGAGGUUCUAGAUGAAAUCAGCUCAAGCCUGGCGUCUUGGCAUGAAAGUCGCCCCGAUAUUCCCGAUGCCUCGACAGCGUGCUCAAUUGAAGAAGCCGACGUGGAUUAUUACACUAAUUUCAUUAGUCUCCUUGUUUUUAGUUUGUGCUUACAUUUAUCCUCCUCACAAUUCGGGGGCAUGUUACGUAUUCUCAACCCACGGUUGCAAGGCCUUACAUGAUUGGCUUCCUCCAACACCUCUUAGAGAAUUAACUGAUGCUGAGGUUGCCUCUCGCGUCGUACUAACUGAUAUUCUUAAAAUGAAACCGGCGCUAUCAACGACUCCCAAGAUCGCCUUCCUGUUUUUGACACCUGGUCCAUUACCGUUCGAGAAGCUUUGGGAUCUGUUUUUUCAGGGCCAUGAAGGUAAAUUUUCUGUGUACGUGCACGCGUCCAAGAAUAAACCAAUUCAUUUUAGUCGUUAUUUUUUCAACCGGGAGAUCCGUAGCAACGCGGUAGAUUGGGGGAAAAUUUCAAUGGUCGACGCAGAAAGACGCCUUUUAGCAAAUGCACUUAACGAUCCAGACAAUCAGCACUUUGUGUUACUAUCUGACAGCUGCAUACCACUUCAGCAGUUCGAUUAUGUAUAUGACUAUCUUCUGAAUACAAAUGUCAGCUUCGUAGAUUGCUUUGAGGAUCCCGGCCCACAUGGAAGUGGCAGGUAUAUUGAUUAUAUGUUACCUGAAGUUGAGAAGAAAGAUUUUCGAAAGGGGUCACAGUGGUUCACAAUGAAGCGGCAACAUGCCAUUAUAAUCGCAGCAGACAAUCUCUACUAUACUAAAUUCAAGGAUCAUUGCCGGCCGGGCAUGGAGGGUGGGCGCAACUGCUACGCCGAUGAACACUACUUGCCGACAUUUUUCUAUAUGCUCGAUCCAAAUGGAAUAGCGAAUUGGUCAGUGACGCACGUCGAUUGGUCCGAAAUGAAGUGGCAUCCAAAGUCGUAUCGAGCACAAGACAUCACCUUAGAAUUGAUGAAAAAUAUCACAUCUAUUACAGAAAGCGUACAUGUUACUAGCGACGAAAAGAAAGAGGUUCAGACCAGGAGAUGCUUGUGGAAUGGAGAUCAGCGGCCGUGUUAUCUGUUUGGGAGGAAAUUUUUGCCGGAAACUCUCGAUAAUUUAAUCCAACUUUUCCCAAACUACACAUCAACUGCAGCAGCAGUUAGCUGAUCCCAUAAGACCAGAGCAUCGAUUCUUUUCUCAUAUUCAAGCAUUGAGUUGAAUUCGAUCGAUGGUUUCUCUCCCUGUUGUAAAAAUCAUCUUAAAGUAUAUAGGAUCGACGAGGCGGGGCGGGGCGAGCGCAGAAGGUGACAAUGAAGAAAUUAAAAUUGCUGUUGAGGCACACUUAUUGCAUGAUUCUGUGUUAAGUUCUAACACUCUUUCUUUCUGUCUUUCUGGCUGUCCUUUUGUAGAAGUUGCAAAUAUGUUCAUGGCAGUUGCUGUUUUUCGUUUUUCUUUUUCUUUUUUGGUUAAAAAGAAAUUAUUUUUGGGAAUUGUUUGAUUAAAUUUUGUUGAGGCAUUUUGGUGUCAUUGAAUUAGUGAAUAUUCCUCAAAAUGAGGGGACAGUGCUGAAUUGGUAACAAUGAAAUUGUGAAGCUUGUUUCGCCGUA
Molecule: messenger RNA, 2158 nt
Organism: Andrographis paniculata
Lineage: Eukaryota; Viridiplantae; Streptophyta; Magnoliopsida; Lamiales; Acanthaceae
Product: glycosyltransferase BC10-like
Exons: 11
Coding region: 522-1718 (398 amino acids)
Cellular component (GO): membrane
Molecular function (GO): glycosyltransferase activity
Source: RefSeq, a predicted model, not a curated record